GUUGCAACUUUCACCGCUUGUUUUAAGAAAGUUGCGGUUAGGAAUGGUCUCGCAAAACUGCAUAAGUGCUGCCACUUUCGCUACUCAAAAAGCCAAAGUUGAUGAGUUAAUGAAUGUAGAUAUAACAAAAGGAGACUUAUGGUAUAUCCUGUCUCUUAACUGGUGGACGAAGUGGGAGGAAUUUGUGGACUCGGUUUCCAAAAGUGGGAUGGUUGACGAAACCUCGGAAGAGUAUCCAGGAAAAGUUGAUAACAGUGAUAUUUUAUGUGAUGGAAAAUUAAAAGAGAACUUGCUCUUAGAAAAUGACAUCACGUUAAUACCUAGAAAUGUGUGGAAGCUGUUUGUUGAUUUUUAUGGUUGUACGCACACAGACAUUUCAGUCUUCGAACGGCGUGCCAUCCAAGCUCCAAAGUCAGCGGAAAUCGAAAUAUAUCCACCUCACUACUCAUUUUACUUAAAUCCUCCAAAUUCAAGUGCCACUUUCCUGUUUGAAGGGACAUAUUGCAAGUUUCAGACAAUAAGAGAACUUAAACUGAUAGUCGCGCAACAUCUUAAAGCAGCACCUGGCGUGAAUGUUCACUUAUCAAUACACAAUGAGCAAAAUGAGUUUGAAGAAUUAGAAGAUGAAGAUGCUACCAUAGAAGAAGCUAACCUGGAGCGUGAAAAAGUUAUUUUUGUUCAUCUGGAACCUAGAAAUGGAAUACGCAGUGACGUAUGCGUAAAUAGUUCACGUUUGAAGUCGAAUGACUCUAUAGGAUCUCAACCUGAAUCUCAGAUGCUAUCGUUACAUGGGUCCAGUCCGCCUUUAGUACCAGGAGUUUGUGGUCUCAAUAACUUGGGAAAUACCUGUUUUAUGAAUAGUGCUCUUCAGUGUAUGUCCAAUGUUCCUGCAUUAACCAGUUACUUCCUAAGUGGUAAAUGGAAGUCAGAACUAAAUAUACGUAAUCCACUUGGAUCUCAAGGAAGAAUUGCUACUGCUUACGCAGAUCUCAUUAAGCAGCUGUGGUCGGGGACGCGAGCAUAUGCUGUGCCUCGUGAGUUUAAGAUUGAAAUUGCACGUAUUGCUCGUCAAUUUUCUGGAUACGCUCAACAUGACACUCAUGAACUACUUGUAUUCUUAUUGGAUGGACUUCAUGAGGACUUGAAUAGAAUACACUCCAAGCCUUAUAUAGAAGUGAAAGAUUCCGAUGGCAGACCGGAUAUUGAAGUUGCGAAUGAAGCCUGGGAGUAUUACAAGUCAAGAAAUGAUUCCAUCAUUGUAGAUCUUUUCCACGGCCAGCUGAAAUCCACAGUAAUUUGUCCUACUUGUCAAAGGAAAUCAGUCACUUUUGAUCCAUUUGCUUCAUUAAUUUUGCCUAUACAAGAAGUAUACAAAUAUUCGGUACGCGUUUAUGUUUGGCCGUGGGCAUCCAAUAAAUCCCAACUUCUUCUAUUAGAGUUAACACUUUCCACAAUACCUUGUGGUCAAAAUAUUAUUGAAGCAUUAGAACAAGAGCGUCCACCUCUUCCAGGCUGUCAGUAUUAUAUACCAAACAAAUCUGUAGAUCGGUCAAGGUAUGCCUCCCCGAUCGUUUAUGAACUGACUGAAGGUUUCCCGAUUCCUGUACUCUGGACAAAUGAUAACAUUGCCCAGGGUAUCAACUUCCCUGUCUAUAUUAGUUUGCCAAUAAAUGAUGGUGUUACAGGAAUGACCAUUACCGUCUCGGAAGAUAUACUUAUCAAACACAUUAUUGACCGUUUACAUGCUAUUGGUAUAAAUAGUGAACCGAUCAGUGACACAUCAAAGUUAGAGGACGAAAAUACAGAUAACUCAGUUGUUUCUUGUUCGCUAAGCAACUUUCAUAGUAAUUCCCAUCCAGAUAAAUCUCAUACAACCUCAACCGAUCUCUUUGAUCAAUCGAAACGAACUACUGAAGGUAAAAUGGGCAAUUUAGUCUCAUUACUCAAAGGACGUUUAUGUAUGAAGGAUACCAGAGGGCAUGAUUGGUUAGCUGAAUCAGAAAAUGCUUUAAUAUCUCUCCCUUGUUCUGACGUUUAUAGUAUCAUUUUAGACUGUCAAAGUUUAGAAAUACGACGUAGACUCAAUGACAUUCGAAGUCAUGUACAACAACAUCCUGUCACACGACUUAAUGAAACUCUGAAACUUUCAGAUUGUUUCGAACGUUUUACUGACAUAGAACAAUUAGGCUCAAGAGAUCUAUGGUACUGUAGUCGUUGCAAAGCGGAAAAACCAGCUACAAAGAAAUUUGAUUUAUGGAAACUUCCUGACGUUCUUGUAGUACAAUUAAAGCGUUUCCGAUCUCAUUUACGAUUUCAUGAUAAAAUCGAUACUUUACUGGAAUUCCCACUAACUGGCUUAAAUUUGACUUCACGCGUACUUGAAAAGAAACCAGACGAGAAAUUUAUCUAUGACUUAGUAGCUGUAAGCAAUCAUAUGGGAUAUUUGGGUGGAGGUCACUAUACAGCAUUUGCUUUAAACGCUCACACUAAUCGAUGGUACUUUUUCGACGAUUCUUCAACACGAGAAUGUGAUCCUUCCAAAAUUGUAACUAGUGCAGCAUAUGUGUUAGUUUACGUACGCCGAAAAGUUGGCUCUACGCAAAUAUGCAGCACGACCAACAGUAAUGAUGAAGAACAAGAAGAUUCUUCGUCCGAAACAGAUGAAAAUGGUCUUUCAAAUGGUGCUUUAUCUUCACAUUAUAUAACUAAAGGUUGUAUGCAAAAUAGUCGCCCUGACAACGCAAACUCAUCUUCCAAUCUUCAGGAUCAAGAUCUGAUGGAUAUUGAAUAAACGUCUUUGUCUUUUCUUUUUGUAGUUUCACUUCCUUUCAACUUAACCACAUCGCUUCGACUUAUGCAGUCACUCAUGUUUUUAUGAGUUUAUGCAUGAUUACAAUGUAUGUUAACUUGUUCAUUCUCGGUGAAUCAAGUGAAGUAAUGACAUUUAGACGUUUUUUCUGGACAAUAUCCCAGUCCCUCAUCUUAUUCUUGUUCUUCAGUUAACAUAUAAUUCUUUAUCUCUCCAGUUACUCACUUCAGUUUUAAUUUUGGUCACAAAAAGAGUUGUUUACUAUGCAGUUUGUUUUUUGUCCCAAUGAAUGUAUAUUCACAUCGCAGUAAAAUAAAUUCAAAUCCUAAUAUUCAUUUUUCACUGCAACUUUGGUUGAAUAUCUCAUAUUUUCAGUUGGUUGUUCACACCAUCAUGUGCUGUUUAGGGUGCAUGCAUUACUAAUUCCUUACAUCUCUGGAAAAUUAAAUAAGCCACACAGUCUUCCAUAACCCUGAAGCACAUAAACAUCUUCAGAAUAACAACUUGGGAGAUUCCAUAUCUUCCAGAGUUUUCCAUCAAAUGUGGUCGGGUUGGUGUUCUUCGUGUUUUGUUUGAGAAUCUUGCUUUUUCCGUUGUGUGUACUGAGGCUUACUGAUGCACAGGCUGCUACACUAGUUGUUUUCAUCUGCAUUUGUUCGUGUAUUUGGGAUAGGAGGGCCAGAUCAUCUGAGAUCUCCAAUCGACUCUGAGCUGUCCAUUGUGGUCUUCACAAUCCAUUCGACCACCAGAAGAAAGGAAGGGGGAGAGUGGGCAGUCUUGUCUGACUCCGGUUCUUAUUGGGACUAUAUCCGCCAGCUGCACUCAUGCACAACUUUGCUCUGUAGUUGGUCGUAUAACUUCCGGAUAAUGUCGACAAUCUUAGGAAUUCCAUAUUGUUCCCCUGUCCGCACUCAACCGACUUCUCAUUGUCAAUGAAGUUGAUGUAUAGUGACAAGUUCCACUCAACUGAUUGUUCGACGAUGAUCCGUUGUGUCGCAAUUUCAUCUGUGAACGACAAGCUUGUAUUCUGGCGCGAUCUCGGUAUCCUUUCGAUGCCACGAGAUCGCCAGCAAAUAAAUAUCUCGACUUGGUCCAUUAAUUGCCUUCUGGUAUUCGGCUUCUCGGGGAUUUUGUGGAGUCAUUUGGAACGAGCUUCUUACGCCUUCUGAUUCGCUUGGCACGUGUUUCUUGGUAGCGGUGUUCACAGUUAACUCGACGCCACGCUACAAUUGGUGACCCGUAUUUUGGAACACGCCUCAACUUCUGAUCAAAUCUUCCAAAGAAGCCAAUUCGGUGAGUCUAUGAUUUAUCUAUCCACGUCUGUCGUAUAUUUUCAUAUUUUUUAAUAUAUAAUAUACGCGACAUGAUGGAUAACGAUAAGAAUAGUAUUAAUAUAAUAGACUCACACGUAUGUGUACCGAACCCUUGUCACUUUUUAUUCGCGUGAUGAUGAAUUCCACGCUUUAUUCGAGAAAUGUUACCCUAUUAACUAUUCUCCUCGCUGACCCGGCUGCUUGGUACGGAAUGCAUACGCAUAAGCAUAUCCGUCUACCACCCAGCACCAAAUGGUUAAGUUGAACGGUUUCACUGCCAACUUAAAAGUGUUCUACGAGCACACGAAAACGGCAACUGGCACGAAACCUUACCGCUCGUUCUUUUAGGGGUGAGAACGAGCUUAAAGGCAUAUAUCCAAUGUUCCGCCACUGAACUUGUAUACGGCACGACAUUGCGUCUGCCCGGAGAAUUCUUCACACCACGGAGCAGACCUAAUUUCGGUAAAUCAGACUACGUCCAUCGACUGUCUGCAUUUAUGCGAACGCUGUCUCCGGUGUCAACUCGAAUACAACAUCGACAGGUCGCUCUCUCUCGAGAGUUAUCUACCUGUUCACAUGUUUUUGUACGAGUAGAUUCGGUACGCAAACCUUGGCAACAACCUUACGAAGGCCCUUUUCACGUGAUCGCUCGUCACGAAAAGACCUUCAAGGUUGAUCGAUAUGGACGCGUCGAGAUCGUCAGCAUUGAUCGUCUCAAACCAGCACACGUCGAUGACAGUGCCCUAUCUGACACCCUGAGACUCAAUGCUAGACCUAUCAAACCUAGCGGGAUCCUCAAACCAUCUUCAGGUCCCACGCUAGAUGCAUCUGAGACCUCAUUCUCACGUCCCGGUCAACAGCACGCGUCAUCUGCACCUUCUACGGAUGAGACGACAGUCUCACGUCCAGAUCAGCAGACCACGCCGCCCUUGACUUCGGAUGAGAUUGCAGGCUCACGCGACGCGAACGAGACUGCCGUCUCACGUUCCGGUCGCCGAGUACGGUUGCUCGUACGCUUCCGUGAAUAGUCGCACAGUCAACAACCGAUACGGUGUAGGAUUACUCCUAUGUUACACGCAUGCUACACUCUUCUCUUUUUUGAUUUUCUUUUUGUUUCCUGAGCCCACGCCUUCGACCAUCUCCGUCUGGUACCGUCGACUUCAGUCAACUUUGGCGAAAGCUGGCCUGAUCACCCAUGCUCUUGUCAACGUACUCAGUCGAUAUAUUGGUUUCGAAUGCUUGGCAUACGCUUGGUCUCGAAGUUGGUCGUUACGGUCGCUUCUGGUCUUUUGGCUCAACGUGGUUUCGUCCUACGUCUGCAGCGUUUCUGGUGCGCAUCUCUACGAACGCCCUCUUCAGAUUCUGGAUACAAACCACUCUGGUGUAGCAUGCUAAUUCAAGCAACAAAUACAGCACAUCGCUCUUGGUACCGUUCUCCGAAAACGACCUUCGUUGGCAACUCGACGAUCAGCGAUCGCUUUCCUGUUCGCCAAUUCUUCCGUCCUACAAUCGCUCGUCAGCCGAUCAGUUCUACGAUUCAAACCGCUAUUUAUCGAAAGUGUAAACCCUUUCUAGCGGGAGGCUCCUGUAGUGACUCACGUUUAUCACGAGAACACGACUGGUUUAAUAAAAACAAUUAUUAUUAUAACCAACUGUACCAGUGUUUGUUUUAAUGUGCUUUUGUUUGACUGUGCUAAUGACAGCUAUUUUGUGCUUCCAUUCUUAUACUCACACUUCGAUUGCAACUUCGCGCGAAUUCGG
Messenger RNA from Schistosoma curassoni, 5883 nucleotides. The record is from the annotation of a GenBank genome assembly. NCBI's taxonomy places the organism in Eukaryota, Metazoa, Platyhelminthes, Trematoda, Strigeidida, Schistosomatidae.